Argiope bruennichi is the source of this 9550-nucleotide messenger RNA. Its product is annotated as serine-rich adhesin for platelets-like. The transcript is spliced from 21 exons. Bases 96 to 9449 code for a protein of 3117 amino acids. Gene Ontology annotation, molecular function: chitin binding. The record is from RefSeq and is a predicted model, not a curated record. Gene Ontology annotation, cellular component: extracellular region. NCBI's taxonomy places the organism in Eukaryota, Metazoa, Arthropoda, Arachnida, Araneae, Araneidae.
GCAACGUCACAGCCAGCAUUUAGUACAAAGGGUGGUACAUCUUCAGUCACUCUUUCUUACAAACUUCAAGCUGACUACUGUAGUCGGCUAAAGCGAUGCGACGUUUACCAAUUUUAUGCUUAUUGCUUAUUAUAGCAGUUUGCGCUAAUGCUGUACCAUAUAGUAAUGAAAUCGAAGAUGCUGACGAACUGUCAGAAGAUAUUGAUUCGCCAGAAUCAUUUGAGGAUGGUCUUCUGGAUGCAGAUAUGAACAAUCUUUAUAAGCCUAAGCCACCGAAGCCACAUGAAAAACAUUCAAAGGAAAAACCAAAGCCUCAUGAGCAUUCAAAGGAAAAACCGAAGCCUCAUGAGCACUCAAAGGAAAAGCCGAAGCCUCCGAAGCCACAUUCAAAAGAAAAGCCGAAGCCUCAUGAGCAUUCAAAGGAAAAGCCAAAGCCCCAUGAGAACUCAAAGGAAAAACCAAAGCCACCGAAGCCACAUUCAAAAGAAAAGCCGAAGUCCCGUGAACAUUCAAAGGAAAAGCCAAAGCCCCAUGAGAACUCAAAGGAGAGACCGAAGCCCCAUGAGCUCUCAAAAGAGAAGAAGUCAAAAGAACGUGAAAACUCUAAGGAAACGAUAUCCAAGGAAGUCGUUGGACAUUCCAGAGAAAAUGAAGUCUCCAAAGAAGUUAUAAACAGACCGACAAUUUCAGAUGAUGCAAUAUUUUUGCCCCAUGAAAAAUUCUGCCAGUACUUUUAUGUAUUUGAUGGUGUGGAAUCCCGUCUGCUUUCAUGCGCUAAAGGACAUCACUUUGACGCUGAAAAAUUGCAGUGCUUGAAAAGCAAGGAGGUCAACUGUGGAAAACGCAAGAAAAAAAUCGGUGGCAGUGAAGAGAAAAAAAUCGGAAUCAAUUUCAAGUGUCCCAAAUGGAGUGGUCUUCACAAGCACGAGUAUUACUGUCACCUUUAUUACAGCUGUCAAAACAAGAAGGCGCAGUUAUUUAUGUGUCCACCAGGAAUGCUGUUCGACGAAAGAAGCUUGACGUGCUCUUAUCGAAGAAAUGUUGACUGCAAAAAGAGGAUUGACCCAAAUGAAUAUGUUGAUGAUGAAGCUGAUGAACUGAUUGAUCCUAAUGAACCAACAUACGAAUGUUAUGGUAUGAAAGGAGUAUCCCCUCACCCAUCAAUGUGCAACAAAUACAUCCGCUGCUGGUAUGGUUAUGGAGAUGUGUACGUGUGUCCGAGAGGCUACAUGUUUGACGAAGACCUCCUAUCCUGUCAACCCAAGAAAUAUGUUUACUGUGACGACAGGAUAGAUCCUUAUGGUUAUGACGACGAGGAAGAGCCAGUUCUUGUCGAUGAUCGUCCAGAUUACAUCUGUCCCGAGAGCAAAGGCCGUUUCCGCCAUGGUGUCUGCUCCAUGUACUACGAAUGCGUGAUGGACAGAGCAAUGCUGUACGCCUGCCCCCCAGAAAAAUUGUUUGAUGCCCACAAAGAAACAUGCAGAAAGGCCUCCGAAGUGUCCUGCAAUGAUGAUGUUGAUAAUGAUACAGAGGAAGAUUUUAUUUGUCCUGCUAGAGAAGGUAUUUUCAAGAGUGAAGCUGAUUGCAGUUCCUACUACAAAUGCAAUAAAGGUAGAGCGCAGCGCCUCUGGUGUUCACCGGGAGAGUUGUUUGACACUGACUGGAAAUCGUGCGCAGAUGAAGAUGAGGUCACCUGUGGAGACAGGCAGCAUCCAAAAAAUGAUCCCGAAGAUGAAAGCGACGAUAAUGUCAUCGACGCGAGACCAAAUUAUAGAUGCGAGAAGCGGUUCGGCCGUUUUACUCACCAAGAAGUGUGCAACUAUUACUAUAAUUGCAAAGAUGGCAAUCCAAGUUUGCGUGUUUGUAGAAACGGUCGAUAUUACGAUGUCACUAGCAACAGUUGUCAGUAUGAAGUGGAUUGUGGAAACAGGAAGCCAGAUUACGAACAACGUCCAACGAUCCAGCCAGAAAAGUUCGUGUGUCCGUCCAAAAGUGGGAAAUAUCCCCACGAGAGGGACUGCAGUGCUUUUUACAAAUGUGACAACAGAAAGUACAAAAUACACUACUGUUCGAAAGGAAAGCUGUACAACGAGCGUAAGAGGACCUGUGAAUCUGAAAAUAAGGUUACAUGUGGAAGCAGAAUUCAUCCUGACAUGGAUCCUGACGAACCGGAAGAUAAAGUGAUUGAUCCCUAUCCUAACUAUUACUGCUACAGUAACUUCGGUCGGUACAGACAUGAUGAUUACUGCAACUGGUAUUACCAAUGCUCUGAUGGAAGAGCUUCAGUUCGGGAAUGCAAAAGGGGAAAGCGAUAUGACUCGUACAGCAGAAGGUGCCGUGUGAAGGACGAAGUCUCUUGUGAUGGAAUUCCAGACAAUGAAGAAGAUAAUGAUGACAAAGUGAUCGAUCCUUUCCCGAAUUUCUUGUGUGAGAAGAAUUAUGGCCGUUACUUCCAUCACCAUUACUGCAACUGGUAUUAUCAAUGCUAUGAUGGAACAUCUUCGCUUCGAGAAUGCAGUAAAGGAAAGCGCUUCGAUAUUCAGAGGGAAAUGUGCCUUGACGAAGACAAAGUUGACUGUUUCGGAAGACCAGACAGUAAUGAAGAACCUGUCACCGACGAACCUGAAACAGAGAAACCUGUUACCGAAGAGCCUGUCACAGAGGAACCUGACACAAAGAGACCUGAUACUGAGAAACCAAUAACCGAGGAGCCCGAUACUGAGGAACCAAUAACCGAGGAGCCUGAUACUGAGGAACCUGAUACUGAGGAACCUGAUACUGAUGAGCCCAGCACCGAAGAACCUGACACCGUUGAACCUGACACCGAGGAACCUGAUACGAAGAAACCUGAAACUGAGGAACCUGAGGACUUAGUGAUAGAUCCCAGGCCUGACUUCGUGUGCCAAAAGAACUACGGCCGGUACAUUCACAAAGAGUACUGCAACUGGUAUUAUCAAUGCAAUAAUGGAAAAUCUUCUCUUCGAAGAUGUAGUAAAGGAAUGCGCUAUGAUUCUCACAAAAGAAAAUGCCUCGACAAGGAUAUAGUGAAAUGUAACAAAAGAAAAGACAAUGAUGGUUCUGAAGAUGAUGAAGAACCUAUUCUAGUCGACCCCAAUCCAAAUUACGUCUGUCCUGACACGGCAGGAUUUUUCCGACAUGAAGUUUGUUCUAUGUUCUAUCAGUGCACUCAGGGCCAGGGAGAGUUAUAUGCUUGUCCACCGGGUAAACUUUUCGAUGCUCGGGCGUACACUUGCCGAAAAGCUGAGGAAGUGUCCUGCGAUGAUACUGAUAAAGAAGAAACUACCACUGAGGAGCCCUCUACUACAGAAGAGUCUACAACUACACAAGAACCCACCACUACUACUGCAGAAGAGUCUACAACUACACAAGAACCCACCACUACUACUGCAGAAGAGUCUACAACUACACAAGAACCCACAACUACUACUGCAGAAGAAUCAACAACUACACAAGAACCCACCACCACUACUACAGAAGAGUCAACAACUACACAAGAACCCACAACCACUACUACUGAAGAGUCAACAACUACACAAGAACCAACCACUACUACUACGGAAGAGUCUACAACUACACAAAAACCUUUAACAACGCCAGAAGUUGAUGAAUCUAAUCAAGACGUGAUAGUGGACUACCAUCCAAAUUUCGACUGUGGCGGCGAUGACGGAGAUUUUGCCCACGAAGAUGCAUGCCACUACUACUACAGUUGCUACAAAAACAAACCUGUUGUUCGACAAUGCCCAGAUGGAAUGUACUUUGAUAUAGAACGUGGACAUUGCAAUGACUGGUAUUUAGUGACUUGCGGAGAUAGGCUUGGGCCAGAUGAGAUUAGUCCCACUUUUAAAGAUCGUUACAGUACUCCAUAUGGUCAGAAAGUCACUACUAAACCUCCUCGACCUGUUACAACUGAAGUUCCUCCAACAACAAAGCCGUUCGUCUGUCCAUCCAGUGAAGGAUUCUUCCCACAUGAAAGAAACUGUGGUAAAUAUUACCUUUGCAUCAACAACCAACCAGAAGUCAGAAUUUGCCCUGAAGGUCAACUGUAUGACAUUGACAAAAAAAGAUGCAACGAUGAAGAAGAAACCAACUGCGGAAAAAGAAUUCAUCCGAAUGAUGAUCCAGACAAUCCUGAUAAAAUACCCGACAAAGUUAUAGAUCCUGAUCCUGAUUUCGACUGCUCCAAGCGUCAUGGUUGCUUCACUCAUGACGUCUUCUGCAAAUGGUACUACUACUGCCACGACAAACGACCUGAGGUUCGUGAAUGUUCCGGGGAUCAGUACUUUGAUUCCGUCAGGAACAAAUGUUUGGAAUGGUGGAUGGUCUUCUGCGAUAAAAGGAGUACACCUGACGGCUAUACAACCACUGUAACACCAGUGACGAAAAAAGAAUUAACGACUGGAACAGGUACAGGCGGCGAUUCUACAAGAACAACUCCUGGAGACGGUAAAGGAACUGAUGAUGACUCGAGCAGAGGAACUGGUACAGGAGGAGAUUCUACCAGGACAACUCCAGGAGACGGUAAAGGAACUGAUGAUGACUCGAGCAGAGGAACUGGUACCGGUGGUGAUUCUACCAGAACAACUCCAGGAGAUGGAAAAGGAACAGAUGAUGACUCGAGCAGAGGAACUGGUACAGGAGGAGAUUCUACCAGGACAACUCCUGGUGACGGUAAAGGAACUGAUGAUGACUCGAGCAGAGGAACUGGUACCGGUGGAGAUUCUACCAGAACAACUCCAGGAGAUGGGAAAGGAACAGAUGAUGACUCGAGCAGAGGAACUGGUACAGGAGGAGAUUCUACCAGGACAACUCCAGGAGAUGGAAAAGGAACAGAUGAUGACUCGAGCAGAGGAACUGGUACAGGAGGAGAUUCUACCAGGACAACUCCAGGGGACGGUAAAGGAACUGAUGAUGACUCGAGCAGAGGAACUGGUACAGGAGGAGAUUAUACCAGGACAACUCCAGGAGAUGGUAAAGUAACUGAUGAUGACUCGAGCAGAGGAACUGGUACAGGAGGAGAUUCUACCAGAACAACUCCAGGAGAUGGGAAAGGAACAGAUGAUGACUCGAGCAGAGGAACUGGUACCGGUGGUGAUUCUACCAGAACAACUCCAGGAGAUGGAAAAGGAACAGAUGAUGACUCGAGCAGAGGAACUGGUACAGGAGGAGAUUCUACCAGGACAACUCCUGGAGACGGCAAAGGAACUGAUGAUGACUCGAGCAGAGGAACUGGUACAGGUGACGAUUCUACCAGAACAACCCCUGGAGACGGCAGAGGAACUGGUACAGGAGGAGAUUCUACUAGGACAACUCCUGGUGACGGUAAAGGAACUGAUGAUGACUCGAGCAGAGGAACUGGUACAGGUGGUGAUUCUACCAAAACAACUCCUGGAGACGGCAAAGGAACUGAUGAUGACUCGAGCAGAGGUACUGGUACCGGUGACGAUUCUACCAGAACAACCCCUGGAGACGACAAACGAACUGAUGAUGACUCGAGCAGAGAAACUGGUACAGGAGGAGACUCUACUAGGACAACUCCUGGUGACGGUAAAGGAACUGAUGAUGACUCGAGCAGAGGAACUGGUACCGGUGGAGAUUCUACCAGAACAACUCCAGGAGAUGGGAAAGGAACAGAUGAUGACUCGAGCAGAGGAACUGGUACAGGAGGAGAUUCUACCAGGACAACUCCAGAGGACGGUAAAGGAACUGAUGAUGACUCGAGCAGAGGAACUGGUACCGGUGGAGAUUCUACCAGGACAACUCCUGGAGACGGCAAAGGAACCGAUGAUGACUCAAGCAGAGGAACUGCUACAGGAGGAGAUUUUACCAGAACAACUCCAAGAGAUGGAAAAGGAACUGAUGAUGACUCGAGCAGAGGAACUGGUACAGGAGAAGAUUCUACUAGAACAACUCCUGGUGAUGGCAAGGGUACGGAUGACGAUUCAAGCAAAGGAACAGGUACCGGUGGAGAUUCUACCAGGACAACUCCAGGAGACGACAAAGGAACUGAUGAUGACUCGAGCAGAGGAACUGGUACAGGAGGAGAUUCUACUAGGACAACUCCUGGUGAUGGCAAGGGUACGGAUGACGAUUCAAGCAAAGGAACUGGUACAGGAGGAGAUUCUACCAAGACAACUCCAGGAGACGGGAAGGGAACGGAUGAUGAUUCGAGAGGAACUGGUACAGGUGGAGAUUCUACCGGUACAACUCCACGUGACGGCAAAGGAACUGACGAUGACUCGAACAGGGGAACUAGUACUGUAGGGGAUUUAACUAGAACAACUCCAGGAGACGGAAAGGGAACGGAUGAUGAUUCUACUAGAUUAACUGGUGGUGAUUUUACUAAGACAACUCCAGAAAAUAAUAGAGAAACAGGCGAUGAUUCUUCCAGAGCAACAGCCACUACUCCUCGAAGCAGUAGGGAAACAGAUAAAGAGUCGAGUAAAGAAACCAGUACAGACGGUAAUGUUUCAAAAGAAACAAGAACGACACGAGGAAGAGGAUCUACAACAGAUCGAGAGUCUAGCAAGGAAAGAACAACUCGAGGCUGGGGCAAAAAAACUACAACAGAUCGCGAUUCAAGCAGGGAAAGGACAACUCGAGGUUGGAACACAAAAACUACCACCGAUCGGGAUUCCAGUAGAGAAAGCACAACCCGAGGCUGGGGUAAGAAAACCACCACCGAACGAGAUUCUAGCAGAGAAAGAACAACUCGAGGUUGGGGUAAAAAAACAACAACAGAUCGAGAUUCCAGCAGAGAAAGGACCACUCGAGGAUGGGAUAAGAAAACUACCACGGAUCGAGAUUCUAGCAGAGAAAGGACCACUCGAGGUUGGGAUAAGAAAACUACCACGGAUCGAAAUUCUAGCAGAGAAAGAACCACUCGAGGAUGGGAUAAGAAAACUACCACGGAUCGAGAUUCUAGCAGAGAAAGAACCACUCGAGGAUGGGAUAAGAAAACUACUACCGAUCGAGAUUCCAGUAGAGAAAGAACCACUCGAGGAUGGGAUAAGAAAACUACCACGGAUCGAGAUUCUAGCAGAGAAAGAACCACUCGAGGAUGGGAUAAGAAAACUACCACCGAUCGAGAUUCUAGUAGAGAAAGAACGACCCGAGGUUGGGAUAAGAAAACUACCACCGAUCGAGAUUCUAGUAGAGAAAGAACAACCCGAGGCUGGGGAAAGAAAACCACUACAGAUCGUGAUUCCAGCAGAGAAAGAACAACUCGAGGUUGGUAUAAAACCUCAACAAUACGAGAUUCCAGCAGAGAAAGAACAACUCAAAGGAGAAGUAAACCAACAGGGACAGAUAAUGAUAUUACAGGUACAACACCAACAUAUGAAAUAACAACCGAAAAGCCUAUUCAAGAUAAGUGCAAAGAAGAAGAUGGAGAUUUCCACCAUCCCAAAGAUUGCAAAAAGUACUAUACGUGCAAAGAUGGUGAAUACGAUACCAACGAAUGCCCAGAUGGUAUGCUGUUCGACAAAAAGCUGAGAAUCUGUCAGGAUGAAAACGAAGUUGAUUGUGGAGACCGAGAAAACCCUAUUACAACGCCAGAAAUUCUAGAUGAUUGUGAUGAGUGGCUUAGAACACGAACAACAGAAGAAGAUACCUCAACACCCUCAGGAAAAGGGACCACAGGUCCAUCGAAGGGAACUGGAGGUACUGGUUCGACAGAAACCUCCACCAGCCAGGAAAAUAUUGGAAGCACUAGAGAAGGCAAUACAGAUGAUGGAACAAAUACUGAAACAGAAGAAAGUACAAAAAGUUCUACAGAUGGUAUAAGUGGUAGCACAAGUAGUCAGGACGGAAAUGAUGGAAGUACUGGAACUGAUGACGACUCAACUAAUCCAUCAAAAACAACUAAAAAUGAUGGUUCUACAAGCGAAGAAGUGUCAGAAAGUACUAUUGACGAAGAUUUAACAAAAUCUUCAACUGAUCCUGAUUCUCAAACAAGUAGCAACACAGAUAGCGAUGACGGAAAUUCAAAAUCAACAAGCAGCACAGAUAAAGAAGGAGAUGGUGACAACACCCGAUCAACAAGCAGCACAGAUAAAGACGGAGAUGGUGACAACACCCGGUCAACAAGCAGCACAGAUAAAGAAGGAGAUGGUAACAACACCAGGUCAACAAGCAGCACAGAUAAAGACGGAGAUGGCGACAACACCCGAUCAACAAGCAGCACAGAUAAAGAUGGAGAUGGUGACAACACUCAAUCAACAACAGAUAAGGAUGAAGACGGUGGAAAAUCAAAGCCAACAAGUACCACAGAUAAUGAUGCAAUUAAAACUGAAAGCACUCUAAGUACCAACGAAGAUGAUGAUGAGUCUUCCAGCAGCCCAAAUACUUCUGAUAAUUCAAAAGCAUCAACAAUAAGUGAUAUAAAAAUCACAAAUAGUGAUGCUACAGCUACAGACAAUGAAAAUACUGUAAGUCAAUCCGAUAGUACAGCCUCUGAUGGCCUUUCGACUGAUGACGGGCAAAAUCCAUCUGAUUCCACUACGGCCUCUAAGUCCACAAAUGACGGUCAAAGUACAAAUCCAACCGAUUCAUCCACCAAUAACGGAAAAAAUACAACUCCAUCAGAUAGCAGAGAAACUGAUGAUGGCAAAACAAACACAGAAGACAACCAAAAAGGUAAAACUACAUCAGACUAUUCUACGAAGUCAACUGAGAGUAAUGAAACACCAACUGAAGAUGAUCAAACAAAAGAAAACACUGCAACAGAUCAAGACAACACAAAGACUUCCAGCUCUGAUGAUGGUAAUGAGACAAAAACCAGCCCAAGUAGUGAUGGUAUUUCAUCGAGUGAUGAUGGUAAAACUGGAUCUGAAAUAACAACAACUCCAAAAAAUCCUCAAACAGAUGGCGGAAACGAAACCGAUGGAAAUACUGAUUCUGGAACAAAAUCCACAAAAUCAACUUCAGAUUCAGAUAAUGGAUCAACUGAAGAAACAAACGACGGUAAUAAAACAAAUCCUCAGACAGAUAGCACAAAAGGAGACGGUACAGAUGAAAACAAAACUGGAGACGACUUGACCACGCUUUCGACGAAAGACGGUAGUGGAACAGAUCCGAAUACAAAGGAUGGAAGAGAGAGUAGUACUGCUUCUACAGAUGCACCUGAAACCACUUACAAAGAAUAUACUACACAGCAUCCUUGUCUAACUCAUACGCACAGCACACAUAGUACAGUAGCACCUACAGAUCCACCUCCAAUCGGUUGCAAAGAGAAUGAUAUAGAUUGCAUUAUGAAGAAAAUAGGCGAUGUUACAAAAUGGUACAAGUGCGCAAGUCGACAUGGUAGUUAUCCUCAUCCUCAAUCAGAUCUCAUCUUUAUUCAGUGCAGAAACUGGAGACCACAAAUUAAAAAAUGCGGAAGGAACAUGAGAUUCUCAAAGCAAUAUAUGCGAUGCAUUAACAGAAGAUAAAUAAUGAGAUUUAAAAAAGGGGGACAACAACCAAAUAUCAUAUCUUUAGAGUAGUACUUUAUGAUACAGCAUUAUGUAAAUAAAUUAUUUAUGAAAAAAUA